CGGCCAUGGCGGCGGCGGCGGCGGCGGCGGCGCGGGCCUACGGGGCGGCCUUCGGCGGGGGGGCGCCGGGCCUGGCCGCCUGGGCCCCCGGCAGGGUCAACCUCAUCGGCGAGCACACCGACUACAACGGCGGCUUCGUGCUGCCCAUGGCCCUGCAGCUGGGGACCGUGCUGGUGGGGUCGCCCACGCAGGACGGCGUCAUCUCCAUCCUCACCACUGCGGAGGGGGCGGACGAGCCCAGGAUGGUGCGGUUCCCGGUGCCGAGCCACGGCAGCCCCCUGAGCCCUGGCCAGCCUCGCUGGGCCAAUUACGUCAAGGGGGUGAUCCAGCACUACCGGGCUGGGCCCCUGCCAGGCUUCAACGCUGUGAUAGCCAGCGACGUCCCCCUCGGCGGCGGCCUCUCCAGCUCGGCCUCUCUGGAAGUAGCCACGUACACCUUCCUCCAGCAGCUCUGCCCAGAUGACGGCAAUUUAGAGGCCAAGGCGCUGGCAUGCCAGAAAGCUGAGCACACUUUUGCUGGCAUGCCCUGCGGGAUCAUGGACCAGUUCAUAUCCGUGAUGGGCAAGGAAGGCCACGCGCUGCUCAUCGACUGCAGGUCCCUGGAGACCGUCCUGGUACCACUGACCGACGCCAGCUUGGCUGUCCUCAUCACCAACUCCAACGUGCGGCACACGCUGACGGGAAGCGAGUACCCGAGCCGCCGGCGUCAGUGCGAGGAGGCUGCUGCAGCGCUGGGCAAAGCCAGCCUCCGGGAUGCCACUAUGGCUGAGCUGGAAGCGGCCAAGGACCGGCUGAGCGAGGAGAUUUACCGGCGAGCCAGGCACGUCAUUGGGGAAAUCGAGCGCACGGCCCAGGCAGCGCAAGCGCUCCAGGCCAGGGACUACCAGACGUUUGGGAGGCUGAUGGUGGAGAGUCACAACUCCCUCAGGGAUGACUACGAAGUCAGCUGCCCGGAGCUGGACGAGCUGGUAGCAGUGGCCCUGGAGGUCGAUGGGGUUUACGGCAGCAGGAUGACAGGGGGAGGCUUCGGCGGCUGCACCGUGACUCUGCUGGAGGCCAGGGCUGCAGAGAGGGCCCAGGAGCACAUCAAGGAAAAAUACAGUGGUAUGGCAACCUUCUACAUCACCAGACCUUCUGAUGGGGCAAAGGUGCAGCCCCUGUAGAGAAACACCUGCCUUUUCUGGGCUGGGAUCAUCUCUGAGGAAAUCAAGGCAGCUGCUUUCCUUGCUCCACCAGGGAAUCAAUUUAUGUCCACAUCAUCUGUCUAAUAAAGACUAAACAUUUGCACAGCA
This is a messenger RNA of Rhea pennata, 1292 nucleotides long. RefSeq names its product galactokinase 1 (gene GALK1). The coding region runs from base 6 to 1163 and encodes 385 amino acids. Gene Ontology annotation, cellular component: cytosol; cytoplasm. Gene Ontology annotation, molecular function: ATP binding; galactokinase activity. The transcript is spliced from 8 exons. Gene Ontology annotation, biological process: carbohydrate phosphorylation; galactose metabolic process. Lineage: Eukaryota; Metazoa; Chordata; Aves; Rheiformes; Rheidae. The record is from RefSeq and is a predicted model, not a curated record.